UCGAGAGGGAGGAGCAAAGAGAAGCCUAUUUCUUCCUCUCUUUCUUUCUCUCGUACCCUUCCUCUCGAUUUCUCUCACUACAUCUGACCAAACGCUGUCUCCCUCUCCUCUCUCUCUCUCUCUCUCUCUCUGCAACAGAUACGCAUAAGUAUAUGCGGGUGAGGAUUGAGGUUUCGUUGAUUCUGCUGAAUUCGCGUCUGUUCUGGGCCAACAUUAGUCAAUUUUCAGUCUGAAUCCGAGAUAAAUCUCAGCUGCGAAUUGGCAGAGCUUCCGAUUUCUUAUUGUGUUUCAAGCGAUACUCGAUUCGAAAGGUGUUGAAUUGGAGGGGAUGCGUGGAAUUGGUGCGGUUUUGGAGAGGAAUCAGUGAAUUUGAGCGAAAUUUGGGAGUGAUUGUUCUGAUUUUUUUGGGUGUGAAUUUGAAAGUUUAUGGAGAAAGUGGAAGGAGGGGGAGUCCCUCCGAACAAGGCUCAAUCAGAUACGCCGGUGUCGGCGUCGGAUUUCCCCGCGAAGAAGCUAGCGAGGCAGCUGGAUUUCACGGGAUUAGGCGGUGCUUCGGCGGCCGUGGUUUUGCCGGAGCACCCUCAGCAGCCGGCGGCUCGCCCGAUGUUACUGCCGCGUUCGCAGGUCCAGACGGUUACGCAGAUGCAGCCCCCGCCACAACCACAGUCGCAGCAACAGCCACUGUUGGUGCCUAAACAAUCUCAGUCGCCUAUUCCCUCAAUACGGCCCGUAAAGUCAGAAUCCCCUAGAGUUCGGGCAAGAACAAAUGUUGAAGUAAAAGAUAAUACUCCAAAGAAGCAAAAACAGUGCAACUGUAAACACUCACGAUGCUUGAAGUUGUAUAAGGUUGGUUGGAGAUUAGAAUCAAGAGAUAAGAAGUCCGAAGAAAAAGGAGGCAGGUACUGUGAGUGCUUUGCAUCUGGAGUAUAUUGUGAUGGCUGCAACUGUGUAAAUUGUCACAACAAUGUUGAAAAUGACACUGCCAGGCGAGAGGCAGUUGAAGCUACCCUGGAGCGUAAUCCAAAUGCCUUCAGGCCAAAAAUUGCUAGCAGUCCACAUGGAAGCAGGGAUAAUAGGGAGGAAGCUGGGGAAGUCCUGGUAUUGGGGAAGCACAACAAGGGAUGUCAUUGCAAGAAAUCAGGCUGCCUGAAAAAGUACUGUGAAUGCUUCCAGGCUAAUAUUCUCUGCUCUGAAAAUUGUAAAUGCAUGGACUGUAAAAAUUAUGAAGGUAGUGAAGAGAGGCAAGCUCUUUUCCAUGGAGACCAUGCCAAUAACAUGGCAUAUAUCCAACAGGCAGCAAAUGCUGCCAUCACUGGUGCUAUUGGUUCUUCAGGCUAUGGUUCUCCCCCAUUGUCCAAGAAAAGAAAAGGUCAAGAGCUCUUUUUUCCACCAACUGCCAGAGAUCCAUGUGUUCACAGGCUUGCACAAUACCAGCAGACUAACCACAUAAAAGCUUCUGCUCACUGUCCUUCCAUGACCUCCAUCCCUGUUCCACGGGUCAGCAACAAUGCAACACUGGGCCUAUCAAAACUUACAUACAGGUCACUCUUAGCAGACAUCAUUCAACAUCAGGACUUAAAGGAGCUCUGCUCAGUUUUGGUCGUGUUUUCAGCUGAAGCUGCCAAGACUCUUGCAGACCAAAAAAAAGCAAUGGAGAUUCAGGCAGAUGAUCGGAUGGAAAGUUCCCUUGGUGGAGCUGAAGCUCAGGUACAGAGCCAGAAGGAAUCUGAUAUUGAAAAAACUGUAGUUAACGAUUGCUCAAGCGCAAACCAGGCUGAGAAAAUCAGCCCUGAUGAAUCAAGUUCAGAUGGUAUGGAUACAUCAAAAGGCCGGCCAAUGUCUCCUGGAACUCUGGCAUUGAUGUGUGAUGAACAGGAUACAAUGUUCAUGGCUGCUGCUUCUCCUAAAGUUUUGCUAGGCCAUGGUAGUAACCCAUCUUCACAGUUGCCUCCUGGGCAAGGCAUGACAGAGGUUUAUGCAGAGCAAGAAAGGAUUGUAUUGACAAAGUUUCGAGAUUGUCUCAACAGGCUUAUCACCUUAGGAGAAAUAAAAGAAACAAAGUGUUCAUCAAUGGUAGAGUCAGGAGGUCUAACAGACCCCGAAAGCAAUGAUGUUGAACAUACCAGGACCGAAACAAGGCAUCAACAGGAACCAUAUGGGAAUGGUAUUGCAAAAUUUACUGCUCCACCUGCAACACCUCAAAUGGUUACUGCUGCAACCACUGCUUCAAGUAAACAUCUGCUCUCCAAGAUUCCAUCCCCUGCAGAGAAUGGGGAUGCAAAGUCCAAGACUGAGAAAUAGAUGUAAAGGAAUUAGCAAUAAGGUUCACCAACAGGUACUGUACUGCAUCUCUGUAACAUUAAGCCAUUAUUGGCUUGUCUUUGAUGCAGCAGCAGGAUCAUAUUUAUCCCUCUCAUUAGAACCAGCCAUUGUCUAAUCAUUUCUUACGCUAUUCAUUAACACCUAUUCUAUUUCACUUUUUCAGCCUCAA
Messenger RNA from Diospyros lotus (date-plum), 2491 nucleotides. Its product is annotated as protein tesmin/TSO1-like CXC 5. Gene Ontology annotation, cellular component: nucleus. The coding region runs from base 427 to 2301 and encodes 624 amino acids. The transcript is spliced from 9 exons. Gene Ontology annotation, biological process: regulation of DNA-templated transcription. NCBI's taxonomy places the organism in Eukaryota, Viridiplantae, Streptophyta, Magnoliopsida, Ericales, Ebenaceae. The record is from RefSeq and is a predicted model, not a curated record.